AUGGAAGUAGAAGUUUUAGACUAUAUGUAUGUUAAAGGAGGAGGGCAGUGUCUCUCAUAUUUCUUUUCAUGGUUCACAUGUGAAAGACUGUGGUUUUUGAGGCUGUCUGUAAAUAAAAAAAAGAGAGAUCUCUGCUGGAGUGAAAAUCAUACCAGUUCACUUGUAUGGUAUGCCAGGGUUUGGAUCCCUGAUCCAGAGGAGGUCUGGAAGUCAGCAGAACUUCUCAAAGAUUAUAAACCUGGAGAUAAAGUCCUCCAGCUUCGACUUGAGGAGGGCAAGGAUCUCGAGUAUUGCCUCGACCCGAAGACGAAGGAGCUCCCGCCCCUGCGGAACCCUGACAUCCUCGUGGGUGAAAAUGACCUGACAGCUCUCAGUUAUCUCCACGAGCCUGCUGUCCUGCACAACCUCAAAGUUCGCUUUAUAGACUCGAAACUCAUCUAUACCUAUUGUGGUAUUGUUUUAGUGGCCAUAAAUCCUUAUGAACAGCUGCCUAUCUAUGGCGAAGAUAUCAUCAAUGCCUACAGUGGCCAAAAUAUGGGGGAUAUGGAUCCACAUAUCUUUGCAGUGGCUGAAGAAGCAUACAAGCAGAUGGCCAGAGAUGAGCGAAAUCAGUCAAUCAUUGUCAGUGGGGAAUCUGGAGCUGGGAAGACUGUCUCUGCCAAGUAUGCCAUGAGGUACUUUGCCACGGUCAGUGGAUCUGCCAGUGAAGCCAAUGUUGAGGAGAAGGUCUUGGCCUCCAACCCCAUCAUGGAGUCUAUUGGAAAUGCCAAAACUACCAGGAACGACAACAGCAGUCGCUUUGGGAAAUACAUUGAAAUUGGUUUUGAUAAGAGGUAUCGAAUCAUUGGUGCUAACAUGAGAACUUACCUCUUGGAAAAAUCAAGAGUGGUGUUUCAGGCAGAAGAAGAGAGAAAUUACCACAUCUUUUACCAGCUUUGUGCCUCUGCAGCACUGCCCGAGUUUAAAACUCUGCGAUUAGGGAAUGCAAAUUACUUUCACUAUACGAAGCAAGGUGGAAGCCCUGUGAUUGAUGGUGUGGAUGAUGCCAAGGAAAUGGCGAACACCAGGCAGGCCUGCACUUUGCUAGGGAUUAGUGAUUCGUACCAGAUGGGAAUUUUUAGAAUCCUUGCUGGCAUCCUUCACUUGGGCAACGUGGAGUUUGCAUCUCGGGAUUCUGACAGCUGCACUGUUCCUCCCAAGCAUGAGCCCCUCACCAUCUUCUGUGACCUCAUGGGUGUGGAGUACGAGGAGAUGGCCCACUGGCUUUGCCAUAGGAAGCUCGCCACUGCCACUGAAACCUACAUCAAGCCAAUUUCCAAACUUCAUGCCAUCAAUGCCAGAGAUGCACUUGCCAAACAUAUCUAUGCUAAUCUCUUUAACUGGAUUGUAGAUCAUGUCAACAAAGCCCUUCACGCUACUGUAAAACAGCAUUCUUUCAUCGGGGUAUUGGACAUCUAUGGAUUUGAAACAUUCGAAAUCAACAGCUUUGAACAGUUCUGUAUCAACUAUGCCAAUGAAAAACUGCAGCAGCAGUUCAAUAUGCAUGUCUUUAAGCUGGAACAAGAAGAAUAUAUGAAGGAACAAAUACCGUGGACCUUGAUUGAUUUCUAUGACAAUCAGCCUUGUAUCAACCUCAUAGAGGCCAAAAUGGGAGUUCUGGAUCUGUUGGAUGAGGAGUGCAAGAUGCCAAAAGGCUCAGAUGACUCUUGGGCCCAAAAACUAUACAAUACUCAUUUGAAUAAAUGUGCUCUCUUUGAAAAACCACGUAUGUCAAACAAGGCCUUUAUCAUCAAGCACUUUGCUGACAAGGUGGAAUAUCAAUGUGAAGGCUUUUUGGAAAAGAAUAAAGACACAGUUUAUGAAGAGCAAAUUAAGGUCCUAAAAUCAAGUAAGAAGUUUAAGCUGCUACCAGAGUUAUUCCAGGAUGAGGAGAAGGUCCUCAGUCCUACAUCAGCAACCCCUUCAGGGCGUGUGCCUCUGUCUCGAAUGCCUAUCAAACCUGCCAAGGCCAGGCCAGGUCAGGCCAGCAAGGAGCAUAAGAAAACUGUGGGACAUCAGUUUCGGAACUCUCUUCAUCUGCUGAUGGAAACCCUGAACGCUACAACUCCACACUACGUGCGCUGUAUUAAGCCAAAUGACUUCAAGUUUCCGUUCACGUUUGAUGAAAAGCGGGCAGUGCAGCAGCUGAGAGCUUGUGGUGUCCUGGAGACCAUCCGAAUCAGUGCUGCUGGCUUCCCCUCCAGGUGGACGUACCAAGAGUUCUUCAGCCGUUACCGGGUUCUGAUGAAGCAGAGAGAUGUCCUUGGUGACCGAAAGCAGACUUGUAAAAAUGUCCUGGAGAAGCUGAUUCAGGACAAGGAUAAGUACCAGUUUGGUAAGACAAAAAUAUUUUUCCGGGCUGGUCAAGUAGCCUACCUAGAAAAAAUAAGGGCAGAUAAGUUGAGAGCUGCCUGUAUCCGCAUCCAAAAGACGAUCCGAGGCUGGCUGAUGAGGAAGAAGUACAUUCGUAUGAGGAAGGCUGCCAUCACCAUCCAGAGACAUGUCAGAGGGUACCAGGCACGAUGCUAUGCCAAGUUCCUGCGGAGAACACGAGCUGCCAUCACCAUUCAGAAGUUCCAGCGCAUGUACGUGGUCCGCAAGAGAUACCAGUGCAUGCGAGAUGCUACUAUUGCUCUUCAGGCCCUCCUAAGAGGUUACAUGGUCAGAAACAAGUACCAGAUGAUGCUGCGGGAGCACAAGUCUGUGGUUAUCCAGAAGCACGUGAGGGGCUGGCUGGCCCGGCGGCGCUACCGCCGCACGCUGAGGGCCAUCGUGUACCUGCAAUGCUGCUACCGCCGCAUGAUGGCCAAGAGGGAGCUCAAGAAGCUGAAGAUAGAGGCCCGCUCCGUGGAGCGCUACAAGAAGCUUCACAUUGGCCUGGAGAACAAGAUCAUGCAGCUGCAGCGAAAAAUCGAUGAGCAGAACAAAGAGUACAAAUCCCUGCUGGAGAAGAUGAACAACCUGGAGAUCACGUACAGCACGGAGACGGAGAAGCUGCGGAGCGAUGUGGAGAGGCUUCGGAUGAGUGAGGAGGAGGCCAAGAACGCCACCAACCGUGUCAUCAGCCUCCAGGAGGAGAUCGCCAAGCUCCGCAAGGAGCUGCACCAGACCCAGUCGGAGAAGAAGAGCAUUGAGGAAUGGGCAGACAAAUAUAAGCAUGAAACUGAGCAGCUGGUAUCAGAGCUGAAAGAGCAGAACUCAUUACUGAAAACAGAAAAAGAGGACCUGAACCGCCGCAUCCAUGACCAGGCGAGGGAAAUAACAGAGUCGAUGGAGAAGAAGCUGGUGGAGGAGACAAAGCAGCUGGAGCUGGACCUGAAUGAUGAACGGUUACGGUACCAGAACCUGCUGAAUGAGUUCAGCCGCCUGGAGGAGCGCUACGAUGAUCUCAAGGAUGAAAUGAACCUCAUGGUGAGCAUCCCCAAGCCUGGGCACAAAAGAACAGACUCAACUCACAGUAGCAAUGAAUCUGAAUAUACUUUCAGCUCUGAGAUCACAGAAGCAGAAGACUUACCACUAAGGAUGGAGCAGGAGCCUAGUGAGAAAAAAGCAGCGCUGGACAUGUCUCUGUUCCUCAAGCUGCAGAAACGGGUUUCAGAACUGGAGCAGGAAAAGCAGUCCCUGCAGGAUGAACUGGACAGAAAGGAGGAACAGGCUCUCCGUGCUAAAGCUAAGGAGGAAGAAAGGCCUCCCAUAAGAGGUGCAGAGUUGGAGUAUGAGUCACUCAAGCGUCAAGAGCUUGAAUCUGAGAAUAAAAAACUGAAGAAUGAGUUGAAUGAGCUGCAGAAGGCCCUCACAGAGACACGAGCUCCAGAGGUGACUGCUCCUGGUGCCCCAGCAUACAGAGUCCUCCUGGACCAGCUGACCUCGGUCAGUGAAGAGCUUGAAGUACGCAAGGAAGAAGUUCUCAUCCUGAGGUCUCAGCUUGUUAGCCAGAAGGAGGCAAUUCAGCCCAAGGAGGACAAGCAUACAAUGACAGAUGCUACAAUCCUCUUGGAGGAUGUACAGAAGAUGAAAGACAAAGGAGAAAUAGCACAGGCAUAUAUUGGUCUGAAGGAAACAAACAGGCUGCUGGAGUCCCAGCUUCAGUCGCAGAAGAAGAGCCACGAGAAUGAGCUGGAAUCGCUGCGAGGUGAGAUCCAGAGUCUGAAGGAGGAAAACAAUCGGCAGCAGCAGCUCCUGGCCCAGAACCUGCAGCUGCCUCCCGAGGCGCGCAUUGAGGCCAGUCUGCAGCAUGAGAUCACCCGGCUGACUAAUGAGAACUUGUUUUAUGAGGAGUUGUAUGCAGAUGAUCCCAAGAAGUAUCAGUUGUACCGGAUUUCCCUUUACAAGCGGAUGAUUGAUUUAAUGGAGCAGCUGGAAAAGCAGGACAAAACUGUUCGCAAGUUAAAGAAGCAGUUGAAAGUAUUUGCUAAGAAGAUCGGUGAACUCGAAGUGGGCCAGAUGGAGAAUAUAUCACCUGGACAAAUCAUUGAUGAACCUAUUCGUCCGGUUAACAUUCCACGGAAAGAAAAGGACUUCCAAGGGAUGUUGGAAUAUAAGAAGGAAGAUGAACAAAAACUUGUCAAGAAUCUUAUUUUAGAGCUGAAACCACGUGGGGUAGCUGUCAACCUGAUUCCAGGACUACCAGCAUAUAUUUUGUUCAUGUGUGUGCGCCAUGCAGAUUACCUUAAUGAUGACCAGAAAGUGCGGUCGUUGUUGACUUCCACUAUCAAUGGCAUCAAAAAAGUGUUAAAGAAAAGAGGCGAUGACUUUGAAACAGUUUCCUUCUGGCUGUCGAACACCUGCCGAUUUUUGCACUGUUUGAAGCAGUACAGUGGAGAAGAGGGGUUCAUGAAGCAUAAUACACCUCGUCAAAAUGAACACUGCCUCACUAAUUUUGAUUUAGCUGAAUACAGACAAGUACUGAGUGACUUGGCUAUUCAGAUCUACCAACAACUUGUCCGAGUGUUGGAAAAUAUUCUGCAACCAAUGAUUGUUUCAGGAAUGCUGGAGCACGAGACCAUCCAGGGUGUCUCAGGGGUGAAGCCGACAGGGCUGCGGAAGAGAACAUCCAGCAUUGCUGAUGAGGGCACCUACACCUUGGACUCCAUCAUCCGGCAGCUGAACUCCUUCCACUCGGUGAUGUGUCAGCAUGGAAUGGACCCAGAGCUGAUCAAACAGGUGGUCAAGCAGAUGUUCUACAUCAUCGGGGCUGUAACGCUCAAUAACCUCCUCCUGCGCAAGGACAUGUGCUCCUGGAGCAAGGGAAUGCAGAUAAGAUACAAUGUGAGUCAACUGGAAGAAUGGCUACGUGAUAAAAAUUUGAUGAAUAGUGGUGCUAAGGAAACCCUGGAACCCCUCAUCCAGGCUGCACAGUUGCUGCAGGUAAAAAAGAAAACAGAUGAAGAUGCAGAAGCCAUUUGUUCAAUGUGCAACGCACUGACUACUGCCCAGAUUGUAAAAGUUCUGAAUUUGUAUACUCCAGUUAAUGAGUUUGAAGAGAGAGUCUUGGUGUCAUUUAUACGUACAAUACAGGUGCGUCUGCGAGACAGGAAGGACUCUCCUCAGUUGCUCAUGGAUGCUAAACACAUCUUCCCUGUUACUUUUCCGUUUAAUCCAUCCUCUCUGGCUUUAGAAACCAUUCAGAUCCCAGCCAGCUUGGGCCUGGGUUUCAUAUCACGUGUCUGAUCGCAAGGAUGUCCCGUCAGUGUUAGAUGGAGAAGCGGUUGCCUGAUCUCUGUACCUGUUCAAACAUAGUGAGCCACUAAACCCACCUUUUCUGAACAAAAGCCUGUCUAAGCCCAGAUGUGUAGUUGAGGUAGCUGGAAACUGCCCAGCAGCACCACAGACUGAAUGCUCCUAGGAAGAUGUGCAUUUGUGCUCGCUCAUUGCAUUUAUGAGGACACCACUGAUUCAUACGUUUCCAGAGUAUGGAAAUCGGGCUUGGACAAAAAUUGUGUCUUCAGCUGUCUAGAGACAUUUUUAGAUCUUUAGUAACAUAUUUAAAUAGUGUAAAUUAAAAUCCAUAUGUAAUCUUCUCAUGGGUGGGGACCAAUAGGGACAGUCACAGUCCUGGACAUGGAAGACUUGAAAGUAAGGCAUUUUGUAGUAGAAUACACAGUCACGUGGGAGCCUGUUACAUUUAAUUUGUAAAAACUGGAAUGGAAAAACACAAACUGGCAAUAUAUAAAGUUAUUUCUUAAACCACUUCCUCAUUCAUGUCAGUUUGAAAUAAACUGUAGUGGUAAGUCUUAUAGCUCACUAUAUGCUCCUAGGUGUUCAUUUGUUAGAACUGUGGUUUACCAAGCAAACUAAAUCGCUGCUGCAUAUUCUGUUGUUUUAAAUGUGUGACAGUAUCAUACUAAGCACUAAAAAUAAGAUACUUCAUUUUUUGUUGUCAACCUUAUUUACAGUCUGUUGCAGUCUGUUAUUUUAACUGGAUUUUUGCACAUUGUAUCAAGUAACACCUGUAGAGGAAAACGGUAACUAAGCACAAGUAGCACACUGGAAAUUAUAUGUUUAGUUAUUUUUAAAAGUAGUUAGUUUAAAAUACAGAAUCUUGAAGCAAACGAUCAGAAGUCAGUAAUGAUUUUAAGUAUUUAUUAAGGUUAUAGAGCCUGUCUAAUGUUGUUCUUUGUAGACCCCAGAGAUGACGAUGUGUAUUUUGAGUAUAAUGUCUUGGGCUUUUGCCACUUAAAAAAAAAAAACAAACCAGAGAAAAGUCUUCUUUCACACUGGAAUAUGUGAGGAAAAACUUUAAUAGAAAAAAUCUGCAGUAGCCCAAGGCUCUCAUUCUUAGAAAGGUUGACUAACAAGAAAGUUAAGUAGGUUUUGACUAUGAUGCUGUCACUUGACUAUGAUUCAUGCUGAUUUAAUGGUUGGAAAUCAGAGUGCAUAAUGAGAAACUGAGUUAUUUUGAAUGUUGCACAUUUUACUGGAAAGAUUCUUCUGUCUCACACAUUUUGGGUCUGCUAUAUAAAAUUCACAUUUCACAGUGUGGGGCAUAAGCACAGAAGCCUCACGUAAGGUUCCAGUUCUGUGGUGUAUGGCUCAAAUAUACAUGUAAAAAUAAAGCCACACACAUUGCUCAGUUGCAUUGUGCAAUAUUUUUAAUGUAUUAUAAUAAUCUGCAUCUUAGUGUUAACAUUAAUUUAUUUUACAAUAUUGAUAAAUAACCUAGAGGUACACUAUUAGACUGUUGGGUGCUCCUCUGUUUGCCUGCAGAUUCACAGAGAAAAGAUUUGCUGUUAAGCAGACUGAAACAUUUCAGUUUUGUUUUACUUGAGAGGCAGACGUGCUGUUUGUAUGGUUGCUAAAGUUGGAAAUAAAGACAACAUAAACUUUGUCAGUAUCAUUUUAAGAUGCUCCUUUCAUCUUGUAUUCAAAUGGCCCAUAUUACAUUUGAUGGAUCAUGUCAGUACUCCCAGAAACUCAGUACUGCAUUGUAAAAAGGUUCUGAAUGAUCUUUGCUGAACGAUUUAGAUUGUUUUCCUCUGCAUGGUAUACCAAACACUCCUUUUCCAAAUGUUACUUGGUUUCUGAGAUUCUGGCUGCUGUCAAGUGGCUCCAAAUAAGGUGUAAGGUCAUUUUCAGACUGUCAGGGUACUGUACUUGUGAGAAUGUCAUGGCAAAGCCUUCACAUCCAGUAACAGGGUUAGGAAAGAAAACACAUGAGAACAUGCUGACCUACCAGUUUUUUUCUCCUAUUGAAAACCAAACAAUUGGCAUUACAGUAUGUUCAUACUGUAGAUCAGGAAAUGUAUCCACUACUUCAGCGUUAGUAUUUAAAAUGUAUGCCUAAAUGUAUUUUUGUUUAUCUUUAAAUUUUGUUUACCUGUAAAAAGCCUUAUCGUAUCAUUUCCUUAAAAAAAAGUAGUGCUUAGUAAUUUAUAGGUAUCAUCCUUAAACUCAGUGGUUUGACUGGUUUGACUUUUAUAUCACGUUAAAAGUACAUGCUGCUUGACAUGUUUUAAAGGAGAAUAUUUUUGAGUUGGAAUAGAUGUAUUGAUGGUAAUUCAUCUAACAUUUUACAUGACAGUAUUUUACAUGCACUUUUCAGAAGUAAAAUUUUAGUGUGAGUGUAUAAUAUAACUUUCACCUUAGGACUAAAAUCUCUUUAACCAUGGAAUAUAAUGCAGAAAUACUUAAAAAAACUUUUUCCUUUGAAUCAUUGUUAUGCUCUCUUAAUGUGGACAUAUCUUUUAUAUUUUAAUUUAUUAUCUGUUGAGAUGAGAGAUUUUAUCAGAUGCUGGAAAAAUACUUGUCAGUGACCCCUUAGAAAUAUAUACAGUUAUUCUACAGAUUUUGCACAAUAAUUACCUCAUUCAGUUUGGUGUAUUUUUAUUCCAGUGAUCAUUUUAUUCUGAUGUUUAGGACACAGUCUUCUACCCAAAUUUUGAAAAAUUGCUCCUCACACUUCAAACUGGGAUGGAACAUAAAAGUGCUUAAUGCAGUUAAAUGAGAUUAAUCUAUCACAGGAAAAAGCAGCAUCAGCUUCAUUGAAAGUGGAUUGAUAUCCAGCAACAUUUGUUCCCAACUUGGAAACACCAGCAAUUGCAAUUCAAAGGUCUAUAUGUAAUUUGUGAUUUAAACUGAACACAUUUCAAGUACCAUGCUAAAAUUAUGAGUAAACACUUGGGUUUUUUAAGAUGCUGAUACUUCAUGCGAUGAGUAAAAGCCUUUAAACAUAGGUUUUCACUUGAUGCCACUACCGUACAUAGAUGAAAAACAAAACAUUGUCAGAAUUACCUGAGCUCUGAUCUGUUGUAAUGUCUGAUGUUGUACUUAGUAAAUGUAUGCAUCAUAGAAACUGUAGCCUAAUAGCUAUCACUGGAAAAUGUCCAAAUAAAAGUACAACUGUACAGUUUGUUUCAGGUUUUUUUGGUUGGUUGGUGGCUCAUGAGCUGUGUGCUGGCACAGACCCCAGAUGGUCACAGGGUUCCCUCUGCCUCCAUGGCAGGCCUGCUGUUGACUGCCAAGGGAGUUGGUUAAAAUCUGAGGAUGUGUAAAUACACACCCAGAUAGCAGCGGUGUGCCAUAAACUGCUGUGCUUACGGGCAAAUACUUUGUUCAACGAAACCCAUUUCUAGUUAGGGUGUUCUGUCAUCUAAUAUUAACUGUUCCUGAAAUAAAGUUGGAGUAACUUCA
Molecule: messenger RNA, 9168 nt
Organism: Parus major (Great Tit)
Lineage: Eukaryota; Metazoa; Chordata; Aves; Passeriformes; Paridae
Gene: MYO5A
Product: myosin VA
Exons: 43
Coding region: 1-5709 (1902 amino acids)
Biological process (GO): vesicle transport along actin filament; actin filament organization
Cellular component (GO): actin cytoskeleton; myosin complex; vesicle
Molecular function (GO): actin filament binding; microfilament motor activity; ATP binding
Source: RefSeq, a predicted model, not a curated record